CGCCGCGCGGUGUCUGAGGCGGCGGCUCCGCUCCGCGCCCGCCGCGCCCGCUCCCGCCGGUACCGGAGAUUUGUCCUUUCCCCCCUGCAGCGAGUGCCCUGUGUGCCAGAGGAGCUGGGGACACCUGCCCAGGAGCAAUCGAGGAAUCCAGAAAAAAAUCAAGGAAUCCACACAGAGAGAGAACGAACAAGGCUGCUCUGCAGUAGGAAGGAUUCUGCUGUGCUGGGGCCCGGAGCCGAUGGCAGAGAAUGUCCACGACUAACAACAUAGCUCAGGCCCGGAAGCUCGUGGAGCAGCUCCGCAUCGAGGCCGGGAUCGAGAGGAUCAAGGUCUCCAAAGCAUCCUCGGAGCUGAUGAAUUACUGUGAGCAGCAUGCUCGGAAUGAUCCUCUCCUGGUGGGAGUUCCUGCUUCUGAGAAUCCCUUUAAGGACAAAAAGCCCUGUAUCAUCCUAUAGCUGUGGAUCCUUCUGGAAGGAAAUCCCCAUCCAGCCUCUGGAUCCAGGCUCCUCCACAGCUCCACCUGCACCCAGGGGUAAAAACUCAACGCUGGCUUCAAACAGAACUUAACAAUUCCUGAGAAAAACAAACAAACAAACAAAAAAUCCAAGAAAAACAAACAAACAAACAAACAAAAACCCAGCGAAAAACAAAAAUACCCAAAAAAAACCACCCAAAAAAAAGUAAAUUUGGAAGUGGGGUUUUUAGGGAAGGGGUGGCUGCUUCCUGGGAAGGAAAGUGGGAUUAAGAAUUGGAAUCAGGAUUUUAAAAUUUAC
Agelaius phoeniceus (red-winged blackbird) is the source of this 773-nucleotide messenger RNA. RefSeq names its product G protein subunit gamma 7 (gene GNG7). Gene Ontology annotation, biological process: G protein-coupled receptor signaling pathway. Lineage: Eukaryota; Metazoa; Chordata; Aves; Passeriformes; Icteridae. Gene Ontology annotation, cellular component: heterotrimeric G-protein complex. The record is from RefSeq and is a predicted model, not a curated record. Gene Ontology annotation, molecular function: G-protein beta-subunit binding.